AUGCCCGCCGGCGUGCCUUGGCACACCUACCUGAAGGCGCUGGCGGCCAGCAUGCUGGCUAUGUUCGCCGGAGCUGAGGUGGUGCACAGGUACUACAGGCCUGACCUUAGUAUACCUGAAAUACCCCCUAAGCCUGGAGAACUGAAAACAGAACUGUUGGGUCUAAAAGCAAGAUCAAGCUAA
Molecule: messenger RNA, 183 nt
Organism: Pterocles gutturalis (yellow-throated sandgrouse)
Lineage: Eukaryota; Metazoa; Chordata; Aves; Pterocliformes; Pteroclidae
Gene: CUNH12orf73
Product: chromosome unknown open reading frame, human C12orf73
Exons: 2
Coding region: 1-183 (60 amino acids)
Biological process (GO): mitochondrial respiratory chain complex III assembly
Cellular component (GO): mitochondrion
Source: RefSeq, a predicted model, not a curated record